Molecule: messenger RNA, 5197 nt
Organism: Sciurus carolinensis (gray squirrel)
Lineage: Eukaryota; Metazoa; Chordata; Mammalia; Rodentia; Sciuridae
Gene: Lrch1
Product: leucine rich repeats and calponin homology domain containing 1
Exons: 20
Coding region: 304-2589 (761 amino acids)
Molecular function (GO): protein binding
Source: RefSeq, a predicted model, not a curated record
GGCGGCGGAGGAGGGGAGAGCCGGCGAGAGGAGGGAGCAGGCGGAGGAGACACAUGCGCGCUGCCGCCGCCGCCGCCGCAGUCCUCAGCUUCCCGGGGACAGGAAACCUUCAAGACUGAGCUGCCACUGCCGCCUCCCGGCCCGCGCCCUAUUCCGCACGCUUGCUCGCAGCCUCCUCCUGCACUCCCGGCGUCUUUUCCGGGGAGUACGGCAGGGACUCAGCCCCAACUACCGUCUCCCUGCCGCGGAAAGCUGUGACCCCCCCGCAGGAGCGGCGGGGAGGGGUGGGGGGCCCGGGAGAAGAUGGCGACGCCGGGAAACGAACCCCAACCUUUCGUCCCUGCUCUCUCCGUGGCUACUCUGCAUCCACAUCAUCAUCCCCACCACCACCACCAGCACCACGGAGGAACCGGAGCCAGCGGCGGGACCGGUGGCGGCGGUGGCGGCAGCGGGGGCUUCAACCUGCCCUUGAACCGGGGUCUGGAGCGCGCGCUGGAGGAGGCGGCCAACUCCGGGGGCUUGAACCUCAGCGCCAGGAAACUGAAGGAAUUUCCCAGGACCGCGGUCCCCGGUCAUGACCUCUCGGACACGGUGCAGGCAGAUUUAUCUAAAAACAGACUGGUCGAAGUUCCAAUGGAAUUGUGCCAUUUUGUAUCACUGGAAAUUCUUAAUCUGUAUCACAAUUGUAUCAGAGUCAUUCCUGAGGCCAUCAUUAAUCUGCAGAUGCUGACAUACUUAAAUUUGAGUCGAAAUCAGCUGUCUGCCCUGCCUGCCUGCCUGUGUGGUCUGCCUCUCAAAGUCUUAAUCGCAAGUAACAACAAACUUGGAUCACUACCAGAAGAGAUAGGUCAGCUCAAACAGUUAAUGGAGUUGGAUGUGAGCUGCAACGAGAUCACAGCCCUGCCCCCACAGAUAGGCCAGCUCAAGUCUCUCCGGGAGCUGAACGUCAGGAGGAAUUACCUGAAGGUUUUGCCACCAGAACUUGUAGAUCUUCCUUUGGUAAAAUUUGACUUUUCCUGCAACAAAGUGCUGGUGAUUCCCAUCUGUUUUAGAGAGAUGAAGCAGCUGCAAGUGUUGCUGCUUGAGAAUAAUCCCCUGCAGUCUCCGCCAGCCCAGAUUUGCACAAAGGGCAAAGUGCACAUUUUUAAGUAUCUGAGCAUACAAGCGUGCCAGAUUAAGACGACAGACUCCCUGUAUCUCCACACCAUGGAGAGACCUCACUUGCACCAGCAUGUUGAAGACAGCAAGAAGGAUUCUGAUUCAGGAGUUGGAAGCGAUAAUGGAGAUAAGCGAUUAUCAGCUACUGAGCCUUCUGAUGAAGACACGGUUAGCCUCAAUGUGCCAAUGUCAAAUAUCAUGGAGGAAGACCAGAUCAUCAAGGAGGACCCGUGCCAGCGCCUUAGCCCCGAUAAAGGGGAAUUUCAUCAGGAAUUUCCACCAGAGCCUUCCCUUUUGGGGGACAACAACAACUCAGGAAAACAAAGAGACCAGUUUGCUGAUGGGGCCGAUGUUCUUCAUUCGGGUUUUAUGAACUAUAUUAAGGACCGGGCAGAAGACUGUGAAGAGCUGUUACGGAUAGAAGAGGAUGCACACUGGCAGACAGAGGGAAUAAUAAGUUCAUCCAAAGAUCAGGAUGUGGAUAUAGCGAUGAUUGAGCAGCUGAGAGAAGCAGUAGAUUUGCUGCAAGAUCCCAAUGGAUUGAGUGCAGAUAUCACAGAAAGAAGUGUUUUAAAUCUAUACCCUAUGGGAUCAGCAGAAGCCUUAGAACUACCAGAUUCAGCACUUAAUGGUCAAAUGCAGCUGGAGACAUCUCCAGUGUGUGAGGUGCAACAUGAUCUGACAUUACAGAGUAACGGGAGCCAGUAUUCUCCAAAUGAGAUGAGAGAGAACUCUGCCCCCGUCUCUCCUACCACAAACAGCACAGCUCCGUUUGGCCUGAAGCCUCGAUCAGACCCAGCCCUCAUUCUCCCUCCUAUCUCCUUCAACAAACUUACACAGGCACAAACAUGGGACAACUCUAGCUACAGUGUUCCUUCUGAAGGAGACAGUGACAAUGUGUUUCUAAGACCUCAGAGAAAUUUGGAAUCUAUAGACCCACAGUUUACAAUUCGGAGGAAAAUGGAACAGAUGAGAGAAGAAAAAGAACUGGUGGAGCAACUCCGUGAGAGCAUCGAGAUGCGGCUCAAGGUCACUCUGCACGAAGACCUGGGGGCGGCGCUCAUGGAUGGUGUGGUGCUCUGCCACCUGGUCAAUCACAUUCGCCCACGGUCUGUCGCGAGCAUCCAUGUCCCCUCCCCAGCAGUUCCCAAACUUAGCAUGGCCAAAUGCAGAAGAAAUGUGGAAAACUUUUUGGAAGCAUGCCGAAAACUGGGAGUACCAGAGGCUGACCUCUGCUCUCCGUAUGACAUCCUGCAGUUGGAUUUUCGUCACAUUCGAAAGACUGUUGACACUCUGCUGGCACUCGGGGAGAAACCCCCACAACCAACUUCUGCCCUCCGCUCCAGGGACCUUAUAGGCUUCUGUCUUGUCCAUGUUCUCUUUAUAGUGCUGGUCUAUAUCACUUACUGCUGGAAUGCUCUAUCCGCAUAACGUCUGCAUGUGCCUCCAAAUGCUCUACUCUGGCCCCUGAUCCAUUCCAGGCUCCUUCCUCCAUUUGAGCCUUUGUCUUGCAAACUUCCAUCCUUGCCAUCUCUCCAGUAAUCUCUCGAGUUUUGAAGCUGAACAUUUGCAAAUCAGAUUUUUCCAGAAGCACAAACUCUGUAGAAUGCAGUUCCCAUUCAGUAAUUUCUCUCACUUACUGAAAAUCAACAGGGACAGCAAAGCGUGUCCAUACCUCAUGCUCCCCCAUCCACAUGGUGACAGCAGCGGUGAGCUCCUGCUGUGCUGGACAGGGGGUAGAGGGCUCCGGGACAGGAACAGAUGGGGUUUACCAUGUGGAAGUCUUGCCAUUUAACUCCAGUCCUAAUUCCAGGAUUGGGCAAUUGAAACUGUAGAGGGGUCACCUUGCAAAAGAGACAGAAAACCAACAUUUUGGCCGAAUUUGUUCUAUAAAAAUCUUGAAUAAUACCAUUGUUGACCAAGCUGAAAACUACCAUCUGGAGGAUAACUGCUUUGCUGGCCAUUCAGUUGGAUUCCUCCCUGUUUCCUGCAAAGGGGGAUGUGAGUGGCCUUGCGGAGGGCUGGUGCCAACUUGGACCCUCAGCAAGCCCUCUGCCCAGGCAGCCAUGCUCUAAGGAAGCCCCUUCCUGAUAUGGCGCCACGUGGAGGAUUCGUUUACACACCAGUUUUACUUGCUCUUUGUUAGGUCCGCUCUGAAGUUCUAAGAAAAGCAUUUUGCAGAAGGGAUUUCUAUUUUUGAACAAUGUCAUGGAUCAUUUUGCUUUUUUGCCACAUCACAUUUCAGGUCCAGAAUGUGAUGGAUUUGACUAUUUUCAAAUAAAGCCAUGAGUCAUGGAACAUUCUUGGUCCUGGGGCUUGGGUGACUGUGGCAGGAAACAAUAAUAAGAUUGCUCUUAUUUUAGAAGAAUGUAGUUUCUCUAAUUGUUUGGAAUUGCCAUUUAACCUUUAAUUUCCAGUGAUAUUAUCUAGCACACUUUUAUUUUUAAUUUAAUUUAAAGGACUACAUAUCAACUAUCUUGGCUUUUAAAGCAACAUGGCGAGUUUGUAAUUAAAAGAAAAAAAAAAAAAAAAAAAACUGGUUGACUUUUAUCUAGGCCAGGAUGUUCCUGGAUUCUGUGAUGUCUCUUUAGAAAAUGAGAAGGCCCUGCUCCAGGCCAAGCUGUUUUCCUCUAUGCUUCAUUUUACGUCCUUUUUGCCAAAUGCUAUUUCUUGGAUCGAAAAGAUAAUAGAUAAAUUACUAAGAUGUAGGCAGAAGAUGAUCUUAUUUUUCUGAACAUUUUCAUGAAUCCAGGGAAGUUGAGAUUAUGAGAAAAGCCACAGAGUGAAAAGAAUAUAUUUAUAAAGAUUCCUUGCUGCUAAAUCAGAUCAGAUUUUUUUUAAACAGGAAACAUUCUUUACAUGACAAUAUCUUGAGUUACCUGAGAUUUCCCCUCCUGACUUUGUGUUGAUUGGUGAAAUACAGGGUAUGUGCAAGUUAUCGAACCUCAGUUGUGUCUCUAUAACUCACAGAUGUACUGACUUGCCUUUUGGUGCUAUCGUGUACUCUUCGAUCUGUCACAAUAAAAUCCCAUUGUACAAUGUCUGAUGAGCACCCUGAGCCAUAAAUUGCUUAAUAAAUACAUUUUGGGUGAUAAUUCCAAGUUUUUAUUGGCCAACUGUUAAGUUUCUCACGUACACCCAGAGUAGGUCUCUGUGUUUCCAUCCAGCUUGCUUCCCUUUAACACUCACCACUGUUUGGUUCUCUCUCUUCUUUAUGGGAGGAAAAGGGGAGAAGAGAAAACUUACGGGGUUGUCACCUGAAAACAAAUUUACUAUCAAUAAAAACUAAGGAGAACAAUUCCUCACAGUUAGAUUUUUUUUUUUAGUGUUGAAUUGGCAUAGUUCUCUAGCUACAUUUGUGUUUCAAUCCUGACAUCCAAAGGAUUCUUUGGGUGCACUUUUGUUUUUUAUGUCAUUAAUUUAUCCAUACCCUACCACACGACCCUUCUUGGAAUUUGUUGGAUGAUGCUUUUCCAUUAAGUAGUACAAUAGCUAACAGAAUUAAUUCAACCCUAUAAGCAAAAGUUUGAGUGAACUUCCUUUCCCAUUGCCAAGCCAUUAAUUUCUAUUUGGGUUACCUGGGAAUCUACUGGGGAUGCCUGGCUGACCUCCCUAGAGCCUGAGGAGGUGGUUGGGGAUUCAUCUGUGUGAUUUAGUGUCUAAAUCUCCAUCUUCUCACAAGAAACACUGUUUUCCUUCUAAUAGAUGAUAUCGAGAGGCAGCUAUUUAUUCACAUUUUCUUUUUGAAAUGGCCAUUUGUAUUCUCUGUCUCCAAUUCGUCCUAUCAGUAGCAACUCUCCAGCCAGAGUCAGGAUUUCCAAAAUUUGUGACAACUAACAAUUUCUAAUAGUUCCUUUUGCUCAUGGACUUCUGGUUUGUAUGCACUUAUUUUCCCACUCAGGAAAUGAAGGAACCCUAUUAAACCACUGACUAAGACAUUUGAGUAGGAUUUUAUCUCUGAAAAUAGAUAAGUAAAGGCACUUGCUCUCCCAAGGCUAUUUGUUUGUUUAAAAAAAAAUUAAAUUUAGUGUGUGGUGGC